UCUCUCCCUUGCCGCCUUGUUCUCUUCGAUCACUCGUCCCUCUCGCUGUCUCCGUUGCUCGAGAUAUCGUUCGCGUCCCGCCAAUCGAGAAAUGGUGAACGAGCGACGCGAUGAGUCCGAUCCCGCCGCCGGCGAGACAUACGCGAGACAUAUACGAGGACGAUACGGUGCGAGCGAUUGAGUUCCUUCGUUCUCCCAGCCGAGGAGGCGACUUAAUCGGGACAUCCCGCGCUUCACGAGACAGUUAUACAUCUCGCGGGAAGAUUUUUCUUCUCUCCCUCUCUGUGUGUAUCGAUGCGAAGAGGAUGGAUGGACCUCGUCGAAAUAACGGAGAUGACUAAAUAGCGGAGGAUGCCGCGUGUUCACGAACGCGGAAUCGAAGAGGUAAUAUCGAAGAGUGUAAUUCGUUUCCGUCAUUAUUUCGCGACCAGCGAGAAGAGACGCACUCGAGGGGACUAGAAUGUGCCCGGGAAGAGGAAAAAGGAACAUCGCGAGAGGAAAGAUAGAGUGCCGAGAUAUGAUACCAGUCCUCCGGUCUAGUGUCUAUCGAACCUGCCGUUUGAAUUGACGUCGAGAAGAUGAGAGAGAGAGAAAACUCGAGUGCAUCCGUCUCUCAUUAGCCUCCUGCUCGAGAAGAGACUCGAGGGGUAGCUGAUCCGUCAGCGUGGAAUUUUGCUCGCCCAGAGACAAAUGCUCUUCGAUGAGCGAGACCACGAGCUGUUCCAGGAAAGUCCCGGCAGAGAAGAAGAGUCUCCGAGCUCCAGAGACGCAAUCAAGGGCGUAUAUCACGGAGAGAGGCAUUUAAUACGCUUACACUACCUUAGGCAGAAGGGUUCUCUACGGAGAGAACAAAAACCCUCCGGUGCCCCGAAGCGUCGCCUUAUUAGCUUUUGCGAGAGGACGACCGAGAAGGACAUAAUAUACCGGAGGUGGGAAAGAACGAAGGAGAGAAGAUCCCGUCGGCGCGCUUCCUAGAUUAGAAGGUCUCGCCACGACGAUUAUUACCGUCGGUUAUUCCCAUCCCCCGUCGAGGACACACCGGUAAAGAAGCCCGCGAAGGAAGAGGAAAUCGAUCUUAACGACCUCGUCGUCGACCGGAGUCGGGUCCGGAUGAAGAAGAGAAAGCAGCAUCAGCAUGUCGAGCUUGGCGCGAAGAAGACACACGACGUUGUUCGGCUCCAAGAGAUGGUGGCAAGGCGGCUGCUGGGCGACCAGGAGCCACCAGGAGGCGUACCUGCGCAAGCUCUACGGCAGGAAGAACAACGACGCCAGGAACGGUAACGGCGGCCAGGUCGACGGGGACGUCGCCGGCGGUAUUGACGCACCCUGGGCGACGCCCGGCGUCGUUUACGAUCUGCCGUCGAUCGCCGCGACCGGCCCCGACGAGCACUACCUGGACGCGUUCCUGAGGAAUCGCGACGUCGCGACCGCGAACGAUGACGACGUCGUCGACGACGUCGUCGCCGCCGUCGUCGCCGGCUGCCCGGCCCUGACGGCGUCGCGCGCCAGCCCGACGGAGAAGUGCGUCGAGUUCCUCAAGGGCUCGCACCACGACGACGGGACCAGUCUCGAGCGUCGUCCGGACGCGACGGAAUACGGCUCCCUGCAUUCGACUUACGAUGUCGCCGGUUGCUCGGAGAAAGUGUGCAGGAGCUGCAGGUGCCCGCGAGAGGAGCACCAGCGGGCAUCCACGGAGGCGGGCGGUCCCUCGGGACUCGGCCUGGGUCCGGGUUCGCCGAUGGCGAUGGCCAUGGCGUUCCCGAGCGGCGCCGGUGGUGCGCCUCACCAGGAGCCGUUCAAGAGCCCGGUGCAAGCCGCGCCGGCCGGCCUGGCGUUGCAGGAGGCACUGAUGCAGCAUCACCAGAGACACUCGCAGAGCGACGACGACAGCGGAUGCGCUCUCGAGGAGUACACGUGGGUGCCGCCCGGGCUGAGGCCCGACCAGGUGCAUCUGUACUUCAGCGCACUGCCGGAGGACAAGAUCCCGUACGCGGGUAGCGCCGGCGAGCGCGAGCGGGUGAAGCAGCUGCUGCAGCAGCUUCCGCCCCACGACAACGAGGCGCGUUACUGCAGCGGCCUGACCGAGGAGGAGAAGCGCGAGUUGAGGGUGUUCGCGGGUCAGCGGAAGCGCGAGGCCCUGGGACGCGGCCACGCGAGCCAGUUGGAGCGUCCGCACGGAGCCGGCUGCCGAGAGUGCGGACGGGCGAUCGCGGCCGGCGAGAUGGCAGUCGCGGCGAGUCGAGCCGGACCAGCCGCCCUCUGGCAUCCCGCCUGCUUCGUCUGCUGCGUUUGCCGCCAGUUGCUGGUCGAUCUUAUCUACUUCUGGCGGGACGGCAGGCUCUACUGCGGCCGCCACCAUGCCGAGACCCUCAAGCCCAGAUGCUGCGCCUGCGACGAGAUCAUCCUCGCGGACGAGUGCACCGAGGCGGAGGGCAGAGCCUGGCACAUGCGCCACUUCGCCUGCCUCGAGUGCGAUCGACAGCUCGGCGGUCAGCGAUACGUGAUGAGGGAAGGUCGGCCGUACUGUCUCAGGUGCUUCGACGCCUCCUUCGCCGAGUACUGCGACAGCUGCGGCGAACCGAUCGGCGUCGACCAGGGCCAAAUGUCACACGAGGGUCAGCACUGGCACGCGACCGAGGCCUGCUUCUGCUGCGCCACUUGCCGCGCCUCUCUUCUGGGUCGACCGUUCCUGCCGCGACGUGGUGCCAUUUACUGCAGCAUAGCGUGCAGCAAGGGAGAACCGCCGACGACACCGAGCGACUCCUCGGCCGGGCCGCCUCCGCCAUCCUUCCUCAGGAGCGGUAGAAGACAAACGGUGGCUACGAGCGAAGGUUCGUCGAGUCCACCGCCACCACCUCCGCCUCCACUUCCUCCAAGUUCGAGGCAUACCCUCGGAUCUCCUAGGAACUCGCCUCGGAUGACCAGAAGGCAUCAACAAGUUUCGGCUUCUCUAGCGACGACACCCACCCAAAACAUCCUGAGUCCCGAGUUCGCCGCGGAAGCACUUUCUUCCAGCGGCUCCAGGCCCAGUGGCCUCGACAGGGUAUUACUAGAACGAAACCUCGAGAGACUGCUACAAGAACGCGGCUCUCAUGCGGAAGAAAAUCGCAGCGAGUUGGGAAGGUUGAUGCAAGCGCGAGAUCGAGAACCUCUCAGAUGCAUCCAGAAUUGCUCGCCUUCGCACGCGUCGAGCAUGCCGGAACUGCCACCUCCGCGACCGUUCGGGGCGUCGAUUUCAGCGUCGACGUCGACCGCCGGCGCGGCGUCCGUCGGCAUUCUGGCGCAAGAGCCGGCGAUGUCCCCGGUCAGUCCCGGAAUCGGAGCCAGCCAGACGGAUCCGCCAACGCCGACGUCGCGACGCGUGCGAUUCCAGGGUGAUUUGGAUGUCAACGAUCACGGCGCGACGUCGCGCAUUCCUCUUUCGCCGAUGAACGAUCGGAACUCGUCGUCGUCGCCCUCGCCGCCGCCCAUGUCGUUGUCGAGAACGAACGUUCGAUCGAGAAGUCUGCAGGCCGACGAAGUCGCAAGCACGUCUACUUGGGGGACGGCUGGCACGUCUAGGUCGAGGAUAGAUGGCGAGGAUGACGACGCCGAGAGCUGUUGCUCGACGUGCAGCUCGUCCAGCAGUUCGGACGAGGCCGCGGCUUACGCGCUGCCACCUCGACGAGCUUACGGCGGCGUCAGGAUCUCUUACGUGCCGAACGACGCGGUGGCGUGCGCCCGGAAACGCGCUCCCGCGUCCUGCUCGUCGUCGAAUCAAGCUCAGAGGGACACCGAGAAGUGCGUCGUGUCUUGAUGACUCCUUCUUUUACGCUUCACGAGUUUCUUCAAUGUUGUACCGUCCUCGUAAUCACUCGGGGAGCAAACGACGAGAGAAACGACGCUAGAAGAAGAGUUCCUACAAGUUUUGGACGACGCACUUUCAAUAUCUUCCUAUGACUUGCGAAGUAUGCGCACGCGUGCGCAACAACGUGAACAAUACUCAUUUAAUUUGUGUAAAUAUUAUUGCGAGCUCUCUUCCGGGACACACCCGUCCCUCUAUUUUUAAUACCCCAUUAAUGUAUUUGAUAAUAAUAACGACGUCAAAAUAA
Molecule: messenger RNA, 4091 nt
Organism: Nylanderia fulva
Lineage: Eukaryota; Metazoa; Arthropoda; Insecta; Hymenoptera; Formicidae
Molecular function (GO): zinc ion binding
Source: RefSeq, a predicted model, not a curated record